Messenger RNA from Protopterus annectens (West African lungfish), 1205 nucleotides. Its product is annotated as hydroxysteroid 11-beta-dehydrogenase 1-like protein. The transcript has 5 exons. NCBI's taxonomy places the organism in Eukaryota, Metazoa, Chordata, Ceratodontiformes, Protopteridae. Bases 1 to 741 code for a protein of 246 amino acids. The record is from RefSeq and is a predicted model, not a curated record. Gene Ontology annotation, molecular function: oxidoreductase activity. Gene Ontology annotation, cellular component: intracellular membrane-bounded organelle.
AUGGCACUUGUUAAAGUAGGAGAGGAAGCUGAACACUGGAAAUCUAAUUUGGUGACUCUAGCUACUCGAAUAAUUCAACAGUGUAGACAACGAAAUGGGAAAAAAUUACACCGUCCGCCCUCAAGGUCCCGGGUUCGUGUUUUGCUGUGUAAGGCAGAGUUUAACCCCGAGAAGUGGGAAGGUGAUCUUCCUUCAACUGAUGAGGGUGAUAGUGAUUUUGAAAUAGUAGGGAUUAAGCUUACAGUCGUGACACAAAUGAAACUUUAUGCUUUGUUCUUAUUUCAGGUGAAUUUUUUCAGUUACGUACAGCUGACUACUGUUGCAAUACCAGUGCUGUCUGAGAACAAUGGAUCCAUCGUUGUUGUGUCUUCUUUAUUAGGAAAAAUCCCAAAUCCAUUUGUAACAUCUUAUGCAGCCAGCAAGUUUGCACUAGAAGGAUUCUUUGGCUCUCUCCGCCAUGAGAUUGCAAUGCAAAGGCAGGAUGUGUCUAUCACGCUAUGCAUUCUGGGCCUGAUUGACACAAAAUCAGCAAUGGAUAAAAUAAGGGGAAUGGUGUCAUUGAAUGCAUAUCCUGCAUCUGAGUCAGCCCUUGCCAUCAUUAAAGGGGCAGCAAGGCGAGAACGAGAUGUGUUUUACCCCUGGUGGACCCGCCUGCUGUGUUGCAUUAAAGAAUGGUUUCCUGAAUACCAAGACAGGAUAAUAAGGAAUACCUACAAUUAUACUAUCAAGGAAGAAAAUUAGUUGAAGUGGCAAUAUCAAGUAGGAGAAAAAUCUGUUCACCAGCUAUGAAUGCAAGGUUACUGUAUGCUGCAAUGGCAGAAGAAAUGCUGGAGUUUUUGUUAAUAUUGUAAUGUAUACCAACCUAUUUGUUUAUUUUGCAGCUUUCAGUGUUCAGUAAUUACUUUCAAUGUGCAAAAAACAAAUGGUGCCAGGUUUCAACUACUGAGAAAAAGAAUAUGUUUACUUUGUUUACUUUGCAAACAUUUAUUUUAUAAUGUUUAGAUUACAUAGCAAACCUUUUCAUAAAAACAUAAGCUUUUUAGGAACUUCACCUGCAUUUCUCACUGACUACAAAACUGUUUACUUUUGAAUAGUAUUUUUGCAAUAUACUGUUUUGUUUCAUUUAGAAUGUACAUAAUGUUAUCAUGUAGCUCUUGAUGAGCAAAUCAAAUAUGUCAGAAUAAAAUAAAGCAACAAAGAUAUUA